UGUUAAAAGACCCCCCCACUGACCUUUCCAACUGCUUGUCGAUUCGGGUCACGUCUGAUCGGUAUAUGAAGAUAAUGACGGCCAUGUUGGUUUUGCUGGUGUUGACAAUCGUCUCCCCUUGCUGUGUUUUGGGAUACUCAACCUUCCAGACACGUAUUCCAAAUGGAGGUAUAAUCCGUGACCCAUGUGAUGGAGAGACCAUAUGGCAAGGCGUCGGUCAUCAGGCUGUGGGCGGUGGCGGACCCAGAAACCCUUUUGGACUCGACUUCUACAAUAAUGAAAAGAAAUGGAACCGUACCUUGUGUGAGAUGGACUCAGAUGGAGACGGGAUCUCUAAUGGGGCUGAGCUUGGUGAUCCCCUCUGUGUGUGGACUCCGGGUUCGAAUCCAGCCAACACGCCCACUGGUCAUCCAGGAUUAUGUGAGCCAUGGAGCGAUCCGAUGUGUUUAGAAAAGAAUACGUUUUAUACUUGUCAAACGAAGGAACUCGACUGUGACGCCACCAACAGUCCAGAUGUUAAAGAGUUAUCUAUCACCUUUCCAAAGUCAGCGGUUCCUGCAAAAGAAACAAGUUAUAUGUGCAUGAAUUUUGCCUUUCCCGCUGACCAUGACUACCACGUGAUCGCUGAUAAAGGUUUAAUUGACAACGAAUUCGUUAUGCAUCACAUACUUAUCUACGCGUGUCCAACUGAUGUUGAACUCGAAGAUCUGGUCAACCCAUUGAACACCCCCUACGUUUGUGGUAUGGCGGGAGAACAACGAUGUCAGGAAAUCAUUGGCAUGUGGUCCGUCGGCAUACCUGGUUUCUGUCACAACGAAAACGCUGGAUUCAAGAUAGGAACCACUGGAUACAAAUAUGCUUCAAUGCAGAUGCAUUGGAACAAUCCAUCGUUGAGAAGUGAUUACGAAGACAGUUCGGGAAUGACCCUGUACUACACUCCAGUGUUACGGCCUUAUAAUCUCGGAAACUUGGUUAUAGGAGAAUAUCAAUUCAGUAUCCCACCCGGAGAAUCUCGUCAUGUCAUAGAGUCGGAGUGCAGUUCCACGUGCUCUGAUCGAAUCAUGACUAGCUCUGUAAACGUCGUCAGUGGUCUGAACCACAUGCAUUACAUGGGUAGGGAAAUGACUACUUUUCACACACCCACUGGUGGUGCUGAGCGGGCUAUAAUGGCUGACCCUCAUUAUAGUUAUGAUAACCCCAAAGUUCACACCUUUGAGUCACCAUUAGAAAUCAAGAAAGGCGACGUGCUGAGGGCAAAGUGUUCUUUCACAACAUCACAAAAAAACGUCACAACCUUCAGCGGAGAAGCAACUUCACAAGAAAUGUGUUACGCAUUUUUGUUUUACUAUCCAAAAGAAUCUAUCAAGUCAACCCAAUGCCUUACCGUGAUGGGUUUGCCAGCUUGUUCGCUAAAUCAUGGAACUGACUUAAUAGACGGAUGCCAACUCAAGUCUUUCUUCGAAGACUAUGCGUAUUUUACACAAGUGUUUGCAGAGCUCACCAAGCGAUGUGAAACCUUCUUGUGCCGCAAGGAAUGCAAAACCUACGUGCAGGAACUUAGAGAGAAUCCUUGUUUCCAAGGGAGGGUAAAAGCAUACGUCGAUCGUGCUUUGAGCUCUUUUAAUGGUGUAAAUGAAAUGGCUCUCUACCAUUCCUGUGAUUCCGAGCUCGCACUUGAGGCUGCAGGACCGUGUACAUGUACAACAGAGUCACCAAGAUCAUGUGUAGAGUACACUGGAGCAGCUGUUUCUCACCAGACGUCGCUUUAUCUGCUUCUGGUAGCUAUGGCUACAGUAUAUUCAAUGUAGCAGAAGUGUACAUUUCCGUUCAAGUUACCGCACAUAUAGUAACCUCCUUCAAGUAUGAUUUCGCCAAUACAGAUGUAUAUACUUUCUGUUUGUUAAGGACACUAAAGAAAUUUAGAAUCGUGAAAAGAUGCCCGAAAAACAUAAUUUCUCAUGUUGACAAAAUGUUCUAAACCUGUUGUUGAUACACGUACUAUAUUACGUAAAACAUUAUUGAACCCCCUCUACAACAGUUGUGAAUAUAAAAUAUUGAUAAAUGUAUAGUAUACUGUUCUAGUGUCUUUCCCUUCCUCCUGAAAUAGACAUACAUUUAUGUAUAUGAUAAUUAAAAUGUAAUCGCUUUAAUAUGAUCACUAUGUGUUAAAUUUAGUUAAACAUUUUUGAUGCUUCCAAUGUAAACCUAGAGGACUGUGCACCAAGUAGCUUCUUACAAUACAUUGAAAUCAAACAUAAAUCUGUGUUCAUUAUGAAGUGUAACUCAUGGUAAUUUCACUUCGAUAUAAUCCAAUUUUUUAACAGAAAUAGUAUUUCCCCAUACAUGUAAUUUUGAUACAUGUACAUCCCUAACAAGGACUAUGGUAAGAUAAACACGAGUCUUUACCUUGUAAUUAUAAGAAACCAACUGUACAAACAGCAUCUCAAUGUAAGAUAGUAGAUUUGUUGAAUGGUUUUCUAUGAAAUUUUAUUAUUUUGUCUUCUGUAAAUAUAACUCAAAGGAUAAUAACAUACUGGAACUACGUUUUACUCAUAUUGUUAACAUGUUGAUAAUUGAUAAAUAAAAUAUUAAUAACAGCAAAA
This is a messenger RNA of Mizuhopecten yessoensis (Yesso scallop), 2603 nucleotides long. RefSeq names its product tyramine beta-hydroxylase-like. Lineage: Eukaryota; Metazoa; Mollusca; Bivalvia; Pectinida; Pectinidae. Gene Ontology annotation, molecular function: dopamine beta-monooxygenase activity; copper ion binding. The transcript is spliced from 10 exons. The record is from RefSeq and is a predicted model, not a curated record. The coding region runs from base 66 to 1808 and encodes 580 amino acids.